AUGACAUGGAAACCGCCGCAACGAGCGGGGCGAGACCCCCUGCACCGCGCCUGCAUCGAGGGCGACCUGCGGCGCGUCCGGCUCCUGCUGCAGCAGGGGCACCCCGUGAACCCGCGCGACUACUGCGGAUGGACCCCCCUGCACGAGGCCUGCAACCACGGGCACCUGGAGAUCGUGCGGGAGCGCUGGCGGCGGGGCGGCGCGGGACGACCCGGGGGGCCCGGCUGUGACGGGGUCACCCCCCUGCACGACGCCCUCAGCUGCGGCCACUUCGAGGUGGCGCAACUGCUGCUGCAGCACGGGGCGAGCGUCAGCGCCCGGGACAGCAGGGGCCUGACGCCGCUGGGCACGCUGGAGCAGUGGGUGAGCACGUACCGGGAGGAGCUGGACCAGGAGACGCGGGAGCGGGCGCGGGACACGGAGCGGCUGCUGCGGGACGCGGCGGCGGCACGAGCCUCCCCGCGGCCCUGCCAGGACCCGGAGCUGUUCGAUGCCGAGACGUCGCAGCAGCGGGACCGGGAGCCGGAGCGCGCCGGCUCCGUGUCUCCGUUGAGGCCGGUGAAGAAGCGGCACCGAGCGAUGGAGCCCGAUGGGUGCGAAGCCGCCAACCGAGCGAGCCGGCGCCCGGCGCUCAUCCCGGAGGAGCAGUACCUGCAGGAGCAGCAGUGGCUGGAGGAUGACCUGGGAAUGGCGCGCGGGGGCCGGAAGCGGCCGCGCCGGGAGCGCCGGGAGCGCCGGGACCUGGACGUGGCUCUGGGGGACACCUCGAGGAUGGAGAAGGAUGAUGGAGGGGACCCGCGGCGCCGGCGCCGCAGCGCUCCCAGGGACAGGAUCCCGCCGGAACGCCGCGGAUCCGGGGGCACCGGAGCCCGUUCCUGAGCACGAGGAGGAGAAGGACGAGGAGGAGGAGGAAGACAAGGACAAGGAGAAGGAGAAGAAGGACAAGGAGAAGGACAAGGACAAGGAGAAGGAGAGAAGGACAAGGAGAAGGACAAGGAGAAGGACAAGGAGAAGGAGAAGGAGGAUGAGUGUGGGGAGAACGCGCCGCCGCUGCCCACGCUCCGCGUCCGUGUCCGCAUCCAGGACAACGUGUUCCU
Molecule: messenger RNA, 1097 nt
Organism: Strigops habroptila (Kakapo)
Lineage: Eukaryota; Metazoa; Chordata; Aves; Psittaciformes; Psittacidae
Product: tonsoku-like protein
Exons: 6
Coding region: 1-879 (292 amino acids)
Molecular function (GO): protein binding
Source: RefSeq, a predicted model, not a curated record